AUGGCGGCGAAUUUCUGGACGUCCUCUCACAGGUAGGUAGCUCUUCUUCUGCAGAGAUUGACGUAGCUUUGAUCUGCCUUUCCCCUUGUCUCCUGCGUCUGUCUCUCAUUCUCUUCCUCUUUGUUGUUGUUGUUGUUGUUGUUGUUAUUCUUCCAUUUGUAAACGUAUGGAUGGCGCAGCAAGCUGCUUCUCGAUCAAGACGAGGUUGACAUGGUGCCGUCUAUGGACAAGGAGAAGGGCCUCACCUUGGAGGACUUCAAGCUCAUCAAGAUCCAUAUGACCAACUGUAACCCUCCAUAUCCUAAUGGCCCCCGAUCCUCGUCGGCGGAUUUUCUCCGUCUUGCGUCUAUCUAGGGUUUCCCUGUUUCAUUCACACGGGCCAUCUUUUUCUGCGCGUGAGGAAGUUUGAAAUUACUUAAAAAUUGGGAUUAACUGGCUUCGGAGAUUGAGGGUUUUUCUUUUAAUGGUCGGAAAUAUCUUACCUAUCUGGAAUGGGUCGGGUCGCCCUGUGCAUUGGUCUGUCAUGUGUUCUCGGUGCUCGGAGAAUGGAUACUGAGUCGGCCCUUAUGAAAUAGGAGGGGCAUCCGAGACAGGAACACCGAGAGAUGUGCUUAUUUAAUUGGAAAAUCAUCUAGAUUGCCCGAACGUAAAUUCACUUGAAAUUCUUCGAUUUUUUUUCUAAAAACUUGAACCGAGUUAAAUGAUGCAUAUUGCAGACAGUUUUGUACAAUUACUGAUUUACCGAACGGGAUACCUUUAAUGGGUAUAUUUAGUGGUUUGGUUCAUUGAGGUGAUCCUCAAUUCUCAACUAGAUUCUAACUUAUCUCGUCAGCAUGUCUACACGUUGACAUGACUAUGUAGCAUAUCUUGAGUGAAAUGCUCCAGCUUGUUGCAGCAUUCAUCUGUAUAACUUUGAAGCACUUAAAAUCGUGUUUCAUCUGAUCUAGAAUAGGGAGUGCUAGCUAAAUAUUAUUGCUAUUAUAAAUUUCAAUUGGGAUCAAUAGUGUUCUUUCAGGGGUACAUCAGACUAGGUUUUGUUUUUAUAUGAUUAUGCAACUAUUAUUCAACACCACCAUUGUAGCGCCUCUGAGAGAUGCUAGAAAGUUUCCCUUACGCUUCUAAAGUUCCUUCUAAAGAUUCAACACCACCAUUGUAGCGCCUCUAAGGGAACGAUAAUAUCACUCUUGCUGAAAAUGGGCUGAAGAUUCUUACUUUAACUUCCAGGCAUAUUACCCCUCACAUAGGAUCCACGUCUAUCUGUUUUCUCCCAUCUCAAGGUUUGCCAUACUUCAGUAGAUUGUUGAGCUGGUAUAGUUUCUGUCUAUCCCGGGGAUAAGCAUUCAAAGAUGCUCCUUUGUUCAAAACGGAUGCUCCUAUGUUGCCUACCAGAACUUUGCCUGAGUUACAUGACAAAGAGUUUUCCCAGGGUAGCUACGUAUUGGAAAAUUCUGAUUCUGUUAUUCACUCCACACAUACUGUGCCUCCUAAUUCUCAUCUAAAAUUUAUCGUCUAAAUUACUUGAGCUAAUCCUUACCUUAGAACUGGUGACCGGUGAUCUCUCUCUCUCUCUCUCUCUCUCUCUCUCUCUCUCUUUCUCUCUCUCUCUCUAUCUUUAGCUGAAUGUUCAGAAAAGUAGAUAACACAUAUUAAAUUGUCAGAAUGCAAAUAACUGAUGCCCUGUGUCACCGUAGUCACUUAUUAUCUUCUGUAUUGAAGCUGAAUAAGGGAUAAUUUGAAGGCACAUUGAUAAGUACAAGACUAUGCUAAAAGAAGACGUUUAGGUGAGAUAGAUCUAUAAUACCAGUUCACUCUGUACUUGUUCGCUUCUGAGUUAGGAGACGAAGGGGAACAAAAAGGCCUAUAUCUCGGUGUGACACCUAUCCAAAGAAAAAGAGAUAACUGAGGGAACUAAAAACUGUCGGUAGACUGAAACGAAAUCGUUUUCUAAUCUCCAUGUAACUGGACGCGAUAAAGUUGAUUUAUAUAUCGACUCAGAAUUAGAAAUGAGCAGAUGUUAUGAUUUCUUUGGGAUCAGAUAUACUUACCUAUCUUUGAUGAAUGUUCAUUGCAAAAAGUUUUAACCGUAGUACAGUUUGGCUAGAGGACGAUUUUUUGUUAUUACAUUCACCAUAACCAUUGUGAUCAGACAGAUUCCAUACCUUUAAGCUUAUCCAACAUUUUAAAUAUCUGAGUUACAAUGGAUGUCAAGUCUUGUCUCAAUUAUGAACUUAUGCUUGUUUUGAAAUGUUUGGUAACUAUUUCUAUAUUGCUGUUGUCGGUUUAAUUUAAUUCCUGUAAUUGUAGCCGAAAUAGAAAUUGAAAUCACAGAUACUGCAAAAAGCUUUUUGGCUUCAUAUCUUUAAAUCAGCAUACCUUCUGGAUGGUUCAUUAGAAUCAAUAAUAGUGAUUCAUUUGGCGCAAAUAUAUCUGGUGAUCCAUUCUUCCAAAUGGAUUAUCCAUAAUACUAUGGUAGGGAAUUAUAUUUCUUAUUGCUUGAUGAAAUAAAAAUAAACCUACUACUCGGAAUUAUGUGCUAGAAUUGAAAGAGUACAUUGAAUGAACUUGUAGGCCUCAUUAUGUGGCUUCAUAUUUAUACCUGUUAUUUAUUUAUUUUAUAAUAUAAUAUUCCAGUUCAUUUUUUAUCUAUAGUAACAUUUAAUGUGUUGUAUAAACCCUUCUUGGUAUGUUUUUUUUAUGAAUUCUUCGGUAUCUUUUCUGGGUCUCUUUGAAACAAAGUUUGGAAGAUUGACCUAUAUCUUGAGGCACUGCAGUCUCCUUGUGACAUCAAUAGCUAUUUCAAUAGUAAGAAGUUGGUCAGAUCUAUUGGAUUAUAAUUUUUUUACGAACCACUUCUUCGCUAUCUUCCAUAGUGAGUAGGUAUCUUUUCUGUGUCUUGCUAAUCAUUGCUCAUGUGUGAGGGAUGACACCCAGUAUUGAUGGUUUUCUGACAUGGUUUUUUUUCGCAUUCUCUGUGCAAAGAAGGUCCAUGUCUAUGUUUUACUAAUUUGAAAUAUGAUUGCAGAUAUAUGGAAACUCGCUCAACUCAUUAAAGUGAGGCAAAGGUUUGCACCUGAUUCCUCGGAUAUUAUCUCAUAGCAUUCAUAUAUUGAUAGGUCGCUUGAAAAACAACAAACUAAAUUCCUCAAUAUAUGAUUCUUUCAUUAACCAUGAUGGUGCACAUUUUUUCCUGGUUGUAAAUUUUUCUGUAUUGAUCUAUGUUUAGAAUGCCUUGCAAGUGUUGAGCCCAUGUUAGUUUUUAUCAUAUCAAAAAGGUCACUUAUUGAAUCCAAUUGUGCUUCUAAGGAGUCUGAGAAAAUCAGACAUUAAUGCUGUUUUUCUUUCAGGAAAACUAGGUUUUAACACAAAAUUGUAACGUAUUUUUCAAUGUUCCAGGGUUAUUGCAACCGCAGUUACUUAUUUCAGGCGUGUAUAUACAAGGUGCAAUGAACUUUCUCAUUCUUAAGGCAGGGCAUUUUUUCUCUACCGAGAUCAUUAUAUAAUGUAUAUGACAUAUGUAGUUCACUUCGUUAUAAUUUCGGAAUCUACUAUCUGCAAGCAGAAGCUUCUGUUGGUUUGAUUUGCUCGGAUGGAGUACUUAACUGCAUCGUUGAGUUUUAACGAAAUUUUAUGUGGAAAGAUUUUAUUGUUAGAUAAACAGAUACCUUUGAAGAUUAUUAUUCCCCGUCCAUCAAAAAAUCAGGACCUGACUGGGAAUAUUAUCAUGUACGGAGCGAAUAUUAUUUCUAUUAUGUUAAAAAUAGGUGCUAUUGCUCAUUUACUUAUCUUUCUAUUAUUCCAAGCAAUGAUAGUUUUCAGUCAUGAAUUCUAUGGGGUAUCAGAAAGGAUGAAUUUUACCUUUUUGCUACUCUUUGGCAUCUUCUUCACAUAUGGAGAGUUGGAUUUUCGACUUGACACCUGCACAUAUGCAUCCUUAUGUGCUAUAUUCCCGCAGAACCUUCAUCACACUGCAUUUGACCCAUCAAUUAUGUUAGUUUACCAAGUGGGGAGCACUUACUAAUCCAUAUUUCUCCCACCGAGUGCUUGAUAUGUAAUUUGUCUGAUUGUAGAAAGAGCAUGAGUGAAUAUGAUCCGCGUUUACUGGCUCCAACUUGCUUAUAUCUGGCAUCAAAAGCAGAAGAAAGCACCGUCCAGGCAAGACUGAUUGUGUUCUACAUAAAGAAGCAUAGUAAGUGUUAGUUUUCGCGAACGAACAUGUUUUAUUCUUCAAUUUGGUUGAGCAUCUCCCGAUGGUCAUUAUUUCAUUUCAUUGCUCAGUUGGUCUGGUUCGCUCUUCGAGCAGGUACAGAUGAAAAAUACCGCUUCGAGGUAAAGGACAUUCUUGAAAUGGAAAUGAAGCUUCUUGAAGCACUCGACUACUAUCUGAUUGUUUACCAUCCUUACCGUUCGUUGGCUCAGUACGUAUCUCAUUUCCUCCCUUUAUCUCAUGCUAUCGGUUUUUUUUUUGGCUUUAUAAUCUGAAGUCAGGUGCCAUACUGCCUGCCGAAUGACUAUAAAGCGGUCCUGGCUGUCGAUUGUACAUUGAGGUAGUCCUAAACUAAAAAUAGUCAGAAUCUGAUCCAGGGCCCCCAAAUGGUAGUAGUCCAAGUGACAAGAUUUGACUGAUUAGAUAGUUAUUGAGAUUUAUCAGAUAAGCUUUGUCUGAUAUAGUAGUCCAAGUGACAAGAUUUAACUCAUGAGAUAGUUAUCAGAUAAACUUAUUUGUUCUUCACCAGACUGAUAUCUUAUACUAGAAUUUGAUCCCCAUCUUAUACUAAAAUUUGACCAAUGGUUCAUGAGCAUCGAGGAUCAGUUGCCUUCAUCCGCCCCACUCAUGGUUCUUGGUCCUCAGGCCCUUUGAUUCAAGCCCGAAAGGAAAACAAGUCCAGUGUGGACCAGUCUAGUGGUGGUUACCCCGGUCUUAUUGUCCUCAGCUUCUCUUACUAUGCGGUUGUUCUUCUUUGUUUAGAUUAUUGCAGGAUGCGGGCAUGGCGGAUCUAACACACCUAUCCUGGUAAAAAAGGGAAAAGAUGCUAGAUUUCUAUGAAGAGGUGGUUCAAGAUGGGGGAGAGUUGUUCUGACCAGGCUUUUUAAAACCUUUUUAGGGGCAUUGUCAACGACACUUACAGGAUGGAUCUCAUUCUCAUUUAUGCUCCUUUUAAAAUCGCUCUGGCCUGCAUCUACAUUGCGACUGUGCUCAAGGAAAAAGACUCAACCUCAUGGUUUGAGGAGCUCAGAGUCGAUAUGAAUGAGGUAGAAGUGUUGGUAAUUAUUUAUUUAUCUAUUUAGGAUUUUUGGGUAUUCACUGGUUUGCUCACAUGGGUCGUCGUGUCUUCAGAUCAAGAAUAUUUCGAUGGAGAUAUUGGAAUUUUAUGAUGUUUAUAAACAGGUGAUCCCUGACGACAGGAUAAUUGCUGCUUUGAACAGAUUGACAUCAAAAGCCUAA
Messenger RNA from Spirodela intermedia, 5443 nucleotides. The record is from the annotation of a GenBank genome assembly. NCBI's taxonomy places the organism in Eukaryota, Viridiplantae, Streptophyta, Magnoliopsida, Alismatales, Araceae.